This is a messenger RNA of Calliphora vicina (urban bluebottle blowfly), 944 nucleotides long. Its product is annotated as alcohol dehydrogenase-like. The record is from RefSeq and is a predicted model, not a curated record. Gene Ontology annotation, molecular function: alcohol dehydrogenase (NAD+) activity. Lineage: Eukaryota; Metazoa; Arthropoda; Insecta; Diptera; Calliphoridae. Gene Ontology annotation, cellular component: cytoplasm. The transcript is spliced from 3 exons. The coding region runs from base 24 to 812 and encodes 262 amino acids.
AGCAAAACUUAUCAGCAUAAGAAAUGGAGUUGGAUAAUAAAAAUUUAAUUUAUCUAGGCGGUUUCGGCGGCAUUGGUCAAAAAUGCGUGGAAGAGUUUUUGAAAAGAAAUAUUAAAAAUGUAAUCAUAUUCGAUUUGAAAGAAAAUACAGAUGUUUUGAAACACUUGCAGAGUGCGUAUAAAUCCAGCGAAAUUCGCUAUAUACAGGUAGAUGUAACGAAAACGGAGAGUUUAGAAAAUGCCUAUAAACAAGCUAACGAAAUAUUGGAUAAUAUUGAUAUUGUGGUUAACGGUUGUGGUCUAAUGAAUGAUAGACAUUUGGACUUGACUAUAGAUAUUAAUUUGCGUGGCGUUAUACAAAGUUCAAUGAUUGCUUUAAAUUACAUGGACAAAUCGAAAGGUGGUCGUGGUGGUACCAUUGUAAAUAUUUCCUCCAUAGCGGGUAUAGAAACUACUGGCAUGUUUGCCAUCUAUUCGGCUGCCAAACAUGGUGUUACAGCUUUCAGCAGAUCCAUGGCGAAUCCUCUUUAUUUUCAUCAUACACAAGUGAAUUUUAUAACCAUUUGUCCCGGUCUUACUGAAACCGCACUGCUAGAGAAUCUUCAAGACAAGACAACAUUACGUGAAUAUGCUGGUCCCAUGGUGCAAAGAUUUGCCAACAUUAAACGUCAAAGUGCCGAGGCAUGUGCAAAAAAUGUAGUCAAAGCAGUGGCAAUUAAUAAGCUCGGUUCGGUGUGGUUAUUGGAUUUGGGUGAAAUGUCUGAAGUUGAAAUGCCCAUAAUGUGGAAGCCCACAUUGAAUAGUAAUCAAUGAAAAUUAUAUACCUAUUUAAGUAAUUACAAUACAUUUUCAUUAAUACUUAACACAAAUUGUAAUUAACAUUUUAAAAUAACUUAAGUUUUUAAAGACAAACUAAUAAAUAAUUAAGCAAUUAUACAGCAUAAA